AUGGAGGUCCUUCAAGCAUUUCGCCCCUUACCUCGAGGUGUUUUCAAAGUGCCUAAAGCGGUAAUUCAACACCAACCGAACCCAAGACAGAUGGAUGUUGCUCAACACAUGGCGAUGGGUGGUAUGGUCAUAGAGCGUGACGAUGAUGACCUUCCCGUUGAGUUUGGGGGGGAAAUGCAAACCUUACGGAACCAGGAAAUGGAAAGAGAUCUCUACCGUUCUUAUUUUGCACGCUUCGAUAAUUUCAUUUAUAGUCGUCCUGCUAAAAGGUAUCUCGAUGAUUUGAAUACCAACGGUUCUAGUAGCGCCGACAACUGUAGUGGUGACGUGUCAGGGGAAAGCAAUUCUAACAUCAUAAUCGGUGACGAUAACCCCCUUGCUCUCCCAGGUCCGAAUCGCAUCACAGUCGGCGUUGAAUUUGAGUUAUCGCUCGCUGUGUCGAGGAGCUGGUCAGGCUUACAAGAUCCUCAUCCAAACGAUGGUCGAUGGCAGAGUGAGAAUCUCAUACCCGAAGAUGAAACGGAUCCAUUCUAUCGCCUUUCGCUCCGUAAUCUGGUAAUUGACACGCUCAGACGACACGGGCUGGUAGCAAGCAAGACGAAGGAAAUGGAAAUUGGACUCGAUGGCGGAGAAAGAGGUUGGCUACAAGAUCUCAAUGAUGGUAGAUCCUGUCCGAACCUACCAACACUGAUGCUUUGGCAGCCAUAUUAUCGGUGGGACCAACGGAAAAGCCGUUCAGAAAACUGCAUUUUAGCUGCUCGAGAUAUGAGUACUCAGUUCAUCACAUUUCACGACAACAAUGGCCUCGAACUUCAUAGAACGAGGGACCAAACCAUAGAAGACUUUUCAAUCCAGAAACUCCCACUCUCUGUACAUGGCCUAGAUCGCAGUAUCAGACAUGACGAGCAGGUCAAUAUUCGUGGGGAGAUAGCACAAAACUGGCUGGAUAUAAUUAGACAUUACCAAGAUGGCCUGGAGGCAGCCGAGGAAGGGUCCGUUGAUAGCAAGUGCAUCCAAGUCCCCGGAGCAGACCCAAAGUAUUUUUCGUGGACAUGUACAGUCGAUGAAAGCAUGGCAGUUAGUGAAGUGCUUCCGCGACACUAUGAGAUACCAGGUGACUCAAUUCUACCUCCAGCCAAUCCAUCCAUCACGCUCAUGCCACGUCCUCCACAGUUGUACAAAUGGUGGCCAGGGGAGGUAAAAUCUCCCAUCUACGAUUACGACGACCCGGCAACUUUGGAAACCCUACGCAAAGCUUGUGCGGCUCUUCGAAAUACUUAUCGGAUUCAUAAACCUAUGGCGGUUACCGAAACGGGAUUGCACAUCCACUUUGGCCAGGAAAAUGGCUGGACGCUUUUGCAGCUUAAAAAGUUCACAACGUUUUGGCUGCUCGCGGAACAGUUCCUCGAGACACUGCACCGCGAAGAGCGGUCUAAAGGCAACAUUUACGCCUUGCCUCUACGAGAUUCCUGCUCAAUUAGCGCCGCGCUCUUUCGACACGAAGAGGAUCCUCGCGUCAGGGAAAAUCUUCCUACCACGAGGAAUAGAGAUCCACAACGAUCCUACGAGUAUACCCAGCUCAUGAAUAUGCAUGUGCCAGUUGACCUCCCAGCGGAGGCCGAUUUUCCUCAGGCGUUGCGGGAAAUCAUUACUGAGGUUUGGCAGUAUGAUACAAUCACUGGCUUAAGUCAUGGGAUGACCUGUUCCGAAGAGGGAGACUACGGGUCCGUGAUGUAUCGCGUCAGGGGCAAUAAACGCACCGGUAGUGAACCUGGUGUUAUGCAGACACUGGAAGUGAGAUCUAUGCAGGGAACGUUAGAUGCCGAUCACGUCUGGAGGUGGAUGAGUAUCUGCCAGGGCAUGAUCAGAUUUUGCAGGGACUCUACCCCCGAAGAAUUCAACGAUGGGCUGCGGAAAUGGGCUUUGGCUACAGAGACCCUAGCGAAAGUCAUUGGAGUCCCAGAAGAGUAUUUCGCAUGGUUUGAGGAGCGGAAAAACGAGAGAGGAUAUUUCGCAUACCCCGAUGCAGACAGAGUAAACUGGGCUGACCCAUUCAUGGUGCCCGGGUUCGCAGACGUGUAUGAAGGGCUCAGUACCCUGUAG
Molecule: messenger RNA, 2103 nt
Organism: Annulohypoxylon maeteangense
Lineage: Eukaryota; Fungi; Ascomycota; Sordariomycetes; Xylariales; Hypoxylaceae
Exons: 5
Coding region: 1-2103 (700 amino acids)
Source: RefSeq, a predicted model, not a curated record